Morone saxatilis (striped sea-bass) is the source of this 3274-nucleotide messenger RNA. Its product is annotated as ellis-van Creveld syndrome protein-like. Gene Ontology annotation, biological process: smoothened signaling pathway. Lineage: Eukaryota; Metazoa; Chordata; Actinopteri; Moronidae. Bases 280 to 3180 code for a protein of 966 amino acids. The record is from RefSeq and is a predicted model, not a curated record. The transcript is spliced from 20 exons.
UCUUAAAUCUCCUCAUUGGCUAAAAUAUACACCAAGUUUGUCGUUUUGGGGAAAAUGUUUUGCUGUACGAAGUGGUUGCAAAUCGUAGGUUGCUAAUAUUUCUAAAUGUAAAACCUAAUAAGGAGGAAAAAAAACCCAUUUAAAACGCAAGAAGCUUCAUCGUAAAGAGCCAGAAGCUACUUUUUCUUGGAGUUUUGUCAGCGUUAAGUUAGCUAGCUUGAUGUCGCCGACAAACUGCUACCAUUAAUAACGUGAAGUGUUGCUGCACUUUGAAGAGAAAUGACAGAGCAGGCCCUGAUAGCGGGAUGCGCCACUGAUGUGUUGGUCUGUUUCGCCGAGUCUCUGCACAUAUACACAGGACUGUUAACUGUGGCUACAGUGUGUGGAGGGCUCUCUGGUAUAUUAGCUGCUGCUCUUUUAUACGUCUUCUGCCUGAAGCCUUUGCUGUUGACGAGACAAGGUUACAAUGCGAGGCGGCUGUUUGAACCUGAUGAUGGGGAAUUAGACAACAACCAAAGUGACUGUGUGAGCAACAGCAGGAAGGAGGCUCCAAGUGGCACCACUAAUGAUAAAGAGAAGAAGCAGCCACCCAUAAACAGUGAUGUGGCGGCAUUUGCAUCCAGAGCAAAGGUGGUUUAUCCCAUCAACCAAAAAUACAGACCUUUAGCAGACGGAGCAUCCAACCCAUCUCUACAUGAACACUCCAAGUUGCCAGCAAUGCCUAACGAGGGGUCAUCCUCCUCCACGGAUGGAGAUUCUCUGAGCCAAGAGCAAGACAACGAUGACAGCAGUCAGUUUAUCUCCUCCUCGCUGGUCCCCAAGAGCCUGCAGAACCAGAGCUUCACCAGGGUCUCUCACUACCCUCACACACUGACACAACCAGGUUUUGAAGGUAGGAUCAGCCUUUACUGUUUGGCCCUGCAGGAUAUACAACAACAUUGCUCCCAGCUUCAGGAAGAAAAAUGUCUGAUUUUUCUUCAAAUGGUGAAAAUAAUAUUCAGCUGUCGUUUUCCAAAAGACAAAAACGAUGCUGACUUCACCAAGAAUAUUCUUCAAAUGCAAGAAAAGGAACUGAAUGAGCUGAAGAAACAGUUGUCAACAGACCUCACUGCCAGCGAGAAAAAUGAUGACUGUACUUUCCUAGAGGAAAUAGAGAGAGCUCAGAAAGAUCUUCUCGAACGGGGCCUGCAAGUGUCCAGACGGUUCAGCAAACAAUUGGAGGACUUGUGCCAGCAUCUGCUGAAGAAGACCAGCGUUUUUUCUCCAGAUGAAGCCCAGGAUGUUAUUCUCUCUCUCAUCCAGACUCUUGUGUUAUUGGAGAACCACCUGAUGAACACACAAGAAGCUGAUCUAAAGAGGAUCCAACAGAAGUUGUUGUGGUGGGAGGAGUUGACGGGGCUUCUUCAAUCCCAACCUGCCUUGCUAAAGCGGGAAGUGUCUCUGAGGCAGGGCUUGAUAGCCACAACACUGGAGCAGCUGACGAGCGAUGACGUUUUGACCUUUAGCCACAUGGAAAAGAUACUUUCAGAGGUUCAGGCCAGUCUGACUGACGGCCUUCAGCAGUGCACUGAGGAGUGCACAAGGAAGACAAAGGAGCUGGUGAAUGACAAGUGCAACAGAAUGGAGUCCAAGCGGAAGAAGCUUUUGAGGUGCCAGACCAAGGAGAAGAGCCGUGCACUGGAACUAAGACAGACUCACGGUGACCUGCAGCAGCUCACCAAGGCGUACCAGGAGCUGCUGAUGAAACACAGGCAGCAGAUUGCUGACUUGGAGCUGCAGCAGGACAACAGGGUGGCUGAAACCCUCUCUGACCAUUGGAAGAAACUCCAUUUGUGCUGGUCAAAGAGGCUUGGAGAGCUAGCCAAGGGCGUCUUUCUCACUUCCGUCCGUGCCCAGUCAAAGCUCCCUGCUGAGCGCUGUGAGGAGCUGUGGCUGGAUCUGGAACAGGAGCUGGUUCCACAGCUUCAGCAGGCAGAGUGCACUAUCAAGAUGCAACUGGAGGAUGUGAGGGCUCAGCUGGAAAAAGAUGGACAGGUGUGGAGUGAGGAGAUGGUACUGGUGCAGGCCUGUCUCAAACAUCUGAGUGAACAACAGAUGAAGAUCCUCCAUGCCAUGGUGGCCAGACAGGGCUACACACUCAACAGCCAAGUGGGGAGUUUGAUAGAGAAGAAACAUGAGCACCUGCUUGCGGCGGUACAGAGGUACUUUGUGGUCAGGCACUUCUGUCUGCACAUGCUGAAGGAGAUGAGGCUGUCCAAGCUGAAGGCACUCUCUCAGACUGAUUUUAGAGCUGUGCUGAUGGAGGAUCCCAGUAAGAGCCAGUCCUGUGUCAAUUCAACUCUGAAGAAUAGCAGUGCCAGCCUAGCAGAGAGGCAUCUGGGUCCAGAGAGUCAGUUGGUGGGCCACAGCUUCCAGCAGGAGUUCCUGUCUGAACUGGAGACGGGGACGGAGCUUCUUCAGAGUCAUGCACAGCUGGUGCUGGGAAACGCCCUCAGCCAUGCCAUCCAAAAGAUGAUGGAGACUGAGUCUGAGUCACAGACCUCUCCCAAAGAAGAGGAUGGCUUAAAGCACCACCUGACAGAGGCUGCCUCGGAGAGUGUGUACGUGACCAAAGAUUCUCUCACUGCUCUGGUCCAAAGCUACCAUUCACAUCUACGGGACAUUAUCAACAAAUUACAGCAGGAUCAGUCAAACAUAAACCAGGAGUUAAAUGAGAAACAAGAGAGCAGCAGUCAGCUGAGCAGAUCCUUGCUGAGGGAGCUGGUGAACUGGGGCAAGAAACCCACCUCUGCCGAGUUUCAACAGAGGGUUGAACUCCACAAGAGGAAGUUGUUGGAGCAAUGUGAUCUGGAACAGGAAGCAAUAUGCGAGGAACUAAGGCGGAAGAAAGUAGCUCAGGAUCAGACCAUGAAGAGGAUUAAAGCACAGCUGCUGGAGGCAGAAGAAAACUUCAUAACUGAGCUGGCAGCCUUGGCCCGGGUUUCUCUCCACAGUCAAGAUCCAGAACCAAGCGGUGAUGAGGACAACAUUGGUAAUGAGAACACAACUAUACUGGAUCUGCUUUCCCUGAACCCAGCAUUAGAUCCAGCCUUGAAUCCGUCAUUGACUCCAACGAUUGUAACUCCAGUGGCGAAAUCAAAGCCAAAGAAGAAAAGAGAACGAGAAUCUCAUCUCAUCUGAAAUCAUAACGCAGUAAUGUUUACAUGUUGAUGCAGUAAUGUCCUGUAAAACGUUUACCCUUAUUUUUAUUGUUUAUAAAGUGUAAAUGCCUCUA